CCUUCUGCAAAGCAGGGGUCAGGGGGACUGCCCCAGGCUGCACGGGAACCCCACUUCUCGCUUGCUUGUAAACAAUGGAAAAAAGGAAACUCGACGGCUGAACUCCCGACAGACAGCAGCUGGAGCAGGGGAGGACCGGCCUCCGAGCCCAGGGUCGGGGACCCUCGGAGAGGGAAAGGACGAGAUCAUCCGGGCGAGGAAGAAUCGGAACGUUUCUGCGGGCGAGGAAGAGUCUGUCCCCGGGCCUGAGCCGCCCUGCCCUUGGGCAGCUCCCGGUGCCGAGCGGGACGCUGGGCAGCUGCCCAGAUGCUGGACCACAGAACCAGGAUGGACAGCUCCAAGAAGGAGAAGGUGGAGCAAAUCCUAUCAGAGUUCCGGCUGCAGGAGGAGGACCUGAAGAAGGUGAUGCGGAGGAUGCAGAAGGAGAUGGACCGGGGAUUGAGGUUGGAGACCCACGAGGAAGCCAGCGUGAAGAUGCUGCCCACCUACGUGCGAUCCACCCCGGAGGGCUCAGAGGUUGGGGAUUUCCUCUCUCUGGAUCUGGGAGGCACGAAUUUGCGCGUGAUGCUGGUGAAGGUGGGGGAAGGCGAGGAGGGGCAGUGGAGUGUGAAGACAAAGCACCAGCUGUAUUCCAUCCCCACAGAUGCCAUGACAGGCACGGCAGAAAUGCUCUUCGAUUACAUCUCCGAGUGCAUCUCGGAUUUCCUGGACAAACACCACAUGAAACACAAAAAGCUGCCGCUGGGCUUCACGUUCUCCUUCCCCGUGCGGCACGAGGACAUUGACAAGGGAAUCCUUCUCAACUGGACGAAGGGCUUCAAGGCAUCGGGUGCCGAAGGGAACAACAUCGUUGGACUUUUGCGAGACGCCAUCAAAAGGCGAGGGGACUUUGAGAUGGAUGUGGUAGCUAUGAUCAAUGACACCGUGGCAACCAUGAUUUCCUGUUACUACGAGGAUCGCCAGUGUGAGGUUGGCAUGAUCGUAGGCACGGGGUGCAACGCCUGCUACAUGGAGGAGAUGCACAACGUAGAGCUGGUGGAGGGGGACGAGGGCCGGAUGUGUGUCAACACGGAAUGGGGGGCCUUCGGGGCUGCGGGCGAGCUGGACGACUUCCUGCUGGAGUACGACCGGGUAGUGGACGAGACCUCCCUGAACCCUGGUCAGCAGCUCUAUGAGAAGAUUAUCGGCGGGAAGUACAUGGGCGAGAUCGUGCGGCUGGUGCUGCUGAAGCUGGUGGACGAGAACCUGCUGUUCGGCGGGGAGGCGUCCGAGAAGCUGCGGACCCGAGGGGCCUUCGAGACUCGCUUCGUCUCCCAGGUUGAGAGCGACUGUGGAGAUCGUAAGCAGAUCUACAACCUCCUGAGCACCCUGGGGCUGCGGCCCUCGCCCGCGGACUGCGACAUCGUGCGUCUGGCCUGCGAGAGCGUCUCCACACGGGCCGCCCAGAUGUGCUCGGCCGGGCUGGCCGGGGUCAUCAACCGCAUGAGGGAGAGCCGCCUGGGGGAACUCACACGCAUCACCGUGGGCGUCGACGGCUCCGUCUACAAGCUGCACCCCAGUUUCAAAGAGCGGUUCCAUGCCAGCGUGCGGCAGCUGGCGCCCUGCUGCGAAAUCACCUUCAUCCAGUCCGAGGAGGGCAGCGGCCGGGGCGCGGCCCUCGUGUCCGCCGUGGCCUGCAAGAAGGCCUGCAUGCUCGCCCAGUGA
Ornithorhynchus anatinus (platypus) is the source of this 1704-nucleotide messenger RNA. RefSeq names its product hexokinase-4. The record is from RefSeq and is a predicted model, not a curated record. Gene Ontology annotation, molecular function: mannokinase activity; fructokinase activity; glucokinase activity. The transcript has 10 exons. Gene Ontology annotation, biological process: glucose 6-phosphate metabolic process; intracellular glucose homeostasis; glycolytic process. Gene Ontology annotation, cellular component: cytosol; mitochondrion. NCBI's taxonomy places the organism in Eukaryota, Metazoa, Chordata, Mammalia, Monotremata, Ornithorhynchidae. Bases 307 to 1704 code for a protein of 465 amino acids.